AUGGCACCGAUGCUGCACGAGAGGGCGUUUUUGACGGACACGGCGAUGCUGUAUGUUUUGAUGAGCCACGACGUAAUGAUAAGGACGGGGGUUGAUCUUAGACUAUCGUGGACCAAGAGCUGGAACACGUAUGGCAGGCAGGCCAGGGGUAACUCUGCUUUCUUUUGGUCUUCGGCUGGAGUAUCCGAACCCGGAUGGCGGGUGUGGCCUUGA
Podospora pseudocomata is the source of this 213-nucleotide messenger RNA. RefSeq lists its product as uncharacterized. Lineage: Eukaryota; Fungi; Ascomycota; Sordariomycetes; Sordariales; Podosporaceae. The record is from RefSeq and is a predicted model, not a curated record. The transcript is spliced from 3 exons. Bases 1 to 213 code for a protein of 70 amino acids.